ACUAGUACCGGUUUCACCGUCUGCUUAAUUCUCCCUGAUGCUCUCCACACUCUGUCUCUGCACUUGAUGAAGACUCCCUGACUAUGAAAAGGGAAAAUAUGGCUUUUUAAACCUCGACCGUCUUCCUCCUCACCAUAAAGCUCCGCGUGCUUUGCUCUCGCGACGCACUCCAAGACUAUUCUGAAACUAUGGGGUCUUCAGGUGUUUCCACAAUUAUUUCACCCACCCAUUGCAUGGUUUUCGCUUUUGAACAAUUUAAUCGAGGCAGAAGACACAAUGGCGGCAUCGAUCCUUCGCAGGAAUAUUCCUCCCAUUUCCACAAGCGAGCUUGGCGCUCCCCCUCUCCGACAGGCUAGCCAUAGCCAAUCACGGCCAAGGAAGGGGGCGGAGCCAGCGGAGAGGCAGAACUUAAUUGGUGAUGGUCACUCAGAUUGGAUGACGGAAAAAGUUGAUUUGUCUUCAUUUGUGUCGACGACCGAGUCUUCUCCCAGCUCAUCCCUUCCACCCUCGCCGUUAGAACAAGAUGUCAAGGUGCCCUCGGAUCUGGAGGUCAUGACCUCUCUACUGCAGGAGGAGCUGGCUCAGCUGGAGGACUACUUCCGCUCCGAGACCACAACCACAACAAACAAGUUGGAGAAAUCCUCAAAAUGUGACAAGGGUGCUCAAGCCAUGGGCUCCCAGUCUUAUUAUCAGUUACCCUACAGCUCGUAUGGGACCAGCCAAUCAGAAACCAGCCCUGUGGUUGUUACCUUGGCAACAGGGGAACUGGACCUGGCCAGCUUCUGUGGCGGUCCAAUCGCCAGAACCAAAAUUGCACGACCUGCUCCGUACAACUACCACCACCGCUACCACCACAAUAACGGGCGGAGGAUCAUCAGCGAGGCAGUGAAGGUCGGGGAGGAAGUAGGACUCGAUACGUGGGGCUCAAGGGGAAGUUACUCAGGAAGCGCGGAGUUGUCUGUGAACCACUACUCCACGCUGAAGACAGUGAGCAAGAACAGCUUCAGCAACGUCAAGAAGGUGAGAGAAUGUGCUUUAUCGUUGAAGGAAGAGGAAAGUUAUUGUUUUUCCGAGGGAAUGUUUUGCAGCGAGGAGAUCGCUCGAGGGUUUUGUCUGGGUGGCUCGUACGACAGCCACCACAAGCGCGAAGGACAGUUGCACAAUGUGAAGGUCAAUGUAAGUUACGACAGCACGGGGCUGGAGGUCUUGCACUGCGGUAAAGAUGGAGGACUUUCCGGGGGGAUUCCCCAAGAGACAAUGGUGGCCGGAGACGGCUACUUCCACCAGGCCAUGGCCAGCACGGAGCCUUACCAUAGCUUUAUAGGGGACCUCGACCAGCCGUCACAGCCUCAGGCUGUGGAGCCCCAACAUGGCCACUACCUCUAUCCAGAAUGCCUUGCAGACCAAAGCUACGAAUGUCUGUCCAGAGGGGAGGGCGAGGGGACUCUGAUGGGUGCCCCCAUCCACCGCCCCACCCAGAGGCUAAAGGAUGAGCACUGCUCCAUGAAGCCGGCUCUGGUGAUGGGCAGCGUUCCUGUGGAAGGCGUCCCCGGAGAGAGGAAGCAGAAGAAGAGAGACCAGAACAAAACCGCUGCUCACAGGUACAGGCUGCGUAAGAGGGCGGAGCUGGACUGUCUGGAGGAGGAGCUGCACGGCCUCGAGGGGCAGAACCGGGAGCUUCGUGACAAGGCGGAGUCGGUGGAGAGAGAAAUCCAGUACGUCAAAGAUUUACUCAUCGAGGUCUACAAGGCUCGCAGUCAGCGGCUCAAAACAGACGGCAGUGCCUGAAAAAAAUUAAUUAAAAGAAACGCCCACACUGACCUCCGUUUCCAGAACUCCCCAAAAACCAGCACCAAGAGAAAAAUCAAGUCAAGACUGGCUUUUUCGUCUCACAGGAAUGAAAUGGUAGUUGCAUGAUUUUGAUAGUUCUUUUCUAAACAACAACAAAAAAAAUAUGUUCCAAGAGGAUGACCCAAAAAAAAAGGAGAAAGAAACGGGGAAGUUUCCAAACGAGUGACUAUUUCUAAGAAGCCUUAGUGAGGUGGAGGAGAUGCUGGACUUGUCCGUGACCACUGUGAUCCGAACUGCACUCACAGCCUUGCGAUGACUGACUCUGUGCUUGCGAUGAUUUUACAAACUGAAUUAGUUAGUAGUGACGGAAUAUGCUUGUGUUUUUUUUGUGACACACACAUCGAGGCAGAUCCACGCUAAAUAUAUAUUUUAUUUUAUAUUUUUACUUAAUAAUGUUCAUUUAUGAUUUGCUUUCAACAAUCAAAUGACUGAAAUAAAAGGGAUUGCUGGAAAUAAAAAAGAGUGUGCUCUACAAAUCGGAAACAUUUAUAGAAUUUGCAUUGCUAAAAUGUUGAGUAUUUACACUCUUUUUACCCAUUCCCCCCCCCCCCCCCCCCCACUGAAAUACCCAAUGCAUGUUUGAUUUUGGAAAAAAAAGCAUGUGCGAGUGUUAUUUGAAGGCAAUAUUCUGUUAACUGCAUGGCUUCAAGAUCUCCAAUUUCAACUGAUUUCUCAUCAGCUGGCGACUUUCCCCUGAGCCCCCAGCCCCCCGCCAGUGUGAUUCAUGCUCAGGCCUUUUUUUUCUUUCUUUCCCCGCUAUGUGAAACAUUCACUGGCUUUAUUUCCUUUUUUUUUCUUCUUCUCUUGUCUCUUUCGGCUGUAUUUCGCGGACAAACAAUCACCUGUUGACGCAACAAUAAAUCGUUGUUGGGUAACUUCAUGAGAAUGUUCCUUUCAAUCGAUCAAUUUGUCUGAAAUUCAGGUCCUUUUACUAAUAACCGAUGUCAAUGUCAGGAUAUUAUACAUCAGGAAAAUGACAGCCAAAUAAACCAAGUUAUGUAGUAUCAUUGA
Molecule: messenger RNA, 2862 nt
Organism: Trematomus bernacchii (emerald rockcod)
Lineage: Eukaryota; Metazoa; Chordata; Actinopteri; Perciformes; Nototheniidae
Gene: atf5b
Product: activating transcription factor 5b
Exons: 5
Coding region: 277-1788 (503 amino acids)
Biological process (GO): regulation of transcription by RNA polymerase II
Cellular component (GO): nucleus
Molecular function (GO): RNA polymerase II transcription regulatory region sequence-specific DNA binding; DNA-binding transcription activator activity, RNA polymerase II-specific
Source: RefSeq, a predicted model, not a curated record